CUGCUACAUUUGGAUUGAAAGCGUCCACGAAUAUGAUUGAAAAACGCCAGUUUGUGAAUAGAUUCGAUGCUGAUCAGCAACAAACUUACUUCCUUUUUACAGACAUCAUGGAUAUUCAAAACAGAAGCAGACGGUAUUAACGCCAAUAUGGGACUUUUAACUUUACCUGGGAUCAACUGAGGCAGGCGAGCGCACAAUGGAAAGCAAGGGAUUACUGAAACUUGAAUUACUCUACUAGUUCCACACAAAGACACGUGUGUACAGAUGUAACCCGCCCUCUCUGAGCCUCCCAAAGAAUUUGAUCAGUCUUUCCUCAUUAAACCGCACUGAAAACAUCGCCUUGGAUUGUGUCGUUAAACGUCUAGAAAACAUGCACCGGGAAACAAACGCGCAACGGACUUUUGCUGGUGGUCACAUAUAUCUCAUGAAUAAGUGAAUAUUGUGGGACGAUGAAGAGAGCAGCGGGUGAUCAGAAACCACCUUUGGCACCAAAACCGAAGGUUAUCCCAGCACUGCUGCGAACACAACAUCCACCUUCUUCAAAGCUGUGUGUUUACCAGCAUACCUCACCAGCUGCUAAAUGCAAAGUUAAGCCUGAUGUGGCACCAAAACCAUGUCUCUCCAAACUUCCCCCUCCCGCAUUCAAUCCAAAACACCUCAAAUCCACGGUUGGCCAUCAAACUAUUUUACAACAAAAGUCUGACAUCAGCAAGAACGUUGGUGCUUUAAAUUUCAGAAAUGAAACGCACAGUGGCAAUAACAAGCCCGAGUGGGAUUACAUCAUUCCCAUCUGCGUAUGCAACAAACGAAACUGUAUCGAUUGCUCACCAAAGGAAAACAGCCAAAAAGUUCACCAACAAAGUCCUGAUAAGUACAAGGCGAGUAAAACCGAAGGACCCAGAAAGAGUCCACCCAAACCCCCGCAGAGGACUCCAGUAGAACAGAAGCAUUUAGUAACGCCUACUUUGUCCAAGUGCAUCUCUGAACACAGUUCAUCCAAAAAUAGUCAUUUCCAUCCAACAGAGAAACCUCAGAAAACAUCCCAGAUCCAGAACACAGAUCCUCUGAAAGUUCACCAGAAUGGAUCUAAGAUGCAAACGACCAGAAAACACCAAAACAACAUUGUCUCUAGUGUAAAUUCAUCUGUUGAUCAUGAUCUAGAACCUCUAGAAUGUCAGAACACCGUAAGUAGUGUGCAGUGUUGUCCAUCCCCUACUAAGCCAACUUGGAAAACACCAACAGUAGUCAUACAGCGCACAACCAAGAAGGAACAAUCCACCAUUGUCCUUCAAGAGUCAACUGGCCUUACCAAACCAGAGUUUACUGUCUUACCUGUUGAUGUAAAGAAUCUAGAUCCAUUGCAGGGAGACAGUCCUAACAAGGUGAACAUCAAUGCUGUGAAACAUUCAAGAGAGAACAAAGAUCCUCAGGCCGCAAGGAGUGCGAAAAGUACCCAGGGAGCUCCAACACCUGUCCCACGCCAGAAGAUCUCUCGAAUGCAACACAAUAAAACCCAGGAUGCUGGUGUACAUGAGACUGGAAAGACAGCACAAAGUCUGGAUGUAACCUCUGAAAUCAAUAAACAUCUGAAGAAGAUGCCCCAAAAACCUCGACCUGAUGGCCACAGGCAUGAUAAAACUGGGCCUACAGAGCUUUCAGUAGACAUGCUUCCUAAAAAGACACCAGUGUCCAAAUCUCCACUGAGAAACGAUGGAAAAAUUGCUGAAGGACCACCUCUUGCAGUUGAGAAGAAGCAAGCAAUUGAUGUGCCAAACAAGAAGACUCUCAAGCCAAAAUCCAAGUCCUUAUCGUCUGCAGACCUCCUUAAACCCGAUGGCCUUAAGAAGACCUCCUUUGUUAGGAUCAUCGACCUUGACCAUGGUAAAAAGGUGCCUAAGUUAUCCGUCAAGAGUGGACAGGCCGAUGAUCUCACUACGGAUACAAAUGACCAGUCAGUGGACACGGAGAAACGCCAGCGCAAAAUCUGCUCUCAGAAAUCGAUGCCGCUGCACAAUGGACAUCCAGAUGGACUGAACUUGAGGCGAGCAGUGAAUGGGAGCAUAUUAGGAGUUGAGCAGAGUGUAGAUGAAGAUCUGAAGAAUGUUGGUGAAUCUGAACAUGCAUAUGAAGAUAUCACAGAAUAUGAAAACCUGCCGCCUUCUAGCACUGCAACGACACAGGAUGCCAAUAAAUUCCAAAAAUAUGAGGACGAUGAGAUUUAUGAAGUUCCUGAUGUGUUCCCUGAACAGUAUGUUGAUGCCAAAGAGCAGCAGUUUCUUGAAAGAAAUGUCCUGGAAGAAGUGCAGGAAGUGGAUGAUACGCAUUCAGAAGAAGAUGAAGGCAGCUCAGAAGACGAGGAUAACACCGUCAAUAGAGAAAAACAGACUGAAGCGAAGAAGACCAAGGCUGCACACAUUGUAAAUGAGAUCCUGUCUUCGGAGAAAGUAUUUGUGAAAGUGCUAAAGCUCCUCAAUGUGGAUUUUCGUGACGCGUUACUGAAGGCCUCCUGUCAGGCAGGCAAACCCGUAAUCGACGAGCGAGUCUUGAACCAGAUCUUGUGUUAUUUGCCUCAGCUGUACGAGCUUAACUGUGACCUGUUGAGAGAACUGGACGAACGGGUUGCUCACUGGAAGGAGCACUGUGUUGUAGCAGACAUAUUUGUAAAGAAAGGCCCUUAUCUUAAAAUGUACUCCACUUAUAUUCGUGAGUUCGAUAAGAACGUGGCCCUUCUAGAAGAGCACUGCCGGAAAAACCCUGUGUUUGCCAAAGCCGUCCGAGAAUUUGAGAGUGAACCAUGCUGUGCAAACCUUGCAGUGAAACAUUACAUGCUGAAACCCAUCCAGAGGAUUCCACAGUAUCAGCUCCUCCUGACCAGUUAUUUGAAAAAUCUAGAUGAAGAAUCGCCGGACUACAAAGAUGCAGAAGCUGCCCUGACAAUAGUAAAGGAGGUGGCUAAUCACGCUAAUGAAAUCAUAAGACAAGAGGAUAACAGCCAGAAGCUCUAUGAGGUUCAGUGCCGCCUGACUGGGAAUCACGAGAUCGUCCAACCAGGAAGGGUGUUGCUAAAGGAAGGGAUCUUGAUGAAGCUCUCCAGGAAAGGGAUGCAGCCUCGAAUGUUCUUCUUAUUAAACGAUAGUCUUCUGUACACCACGCCGGUAGCAACGGGUAAUUUCAAACUGAACAACAUACUGUCACUGGCUGAGAUGAAGGUCAGUAAACCUAGUCAGGAGGGGUAUCAGAAUGAGCUGAACAUUGAGAGUGUUGAACGAUCUUUCAUUCUAUCCGCCAGCUCUGCUGCAUGUCGAGAUGAGUGGCUUCAGGCCAUUUCCACCGCAAUCUACGAUUACACCAAGAAAGACACCAACUUCAUCUCAGUUAGAAACCCUGAGACGACAUCCCAAGAUUUUCCAGACAGCGGGGCCCAGCUGGGAUCCAAAGCCCCGAUAUGGAUCCCGGACCUGAGGGCCACCAUGUGCAUGAUCUGCACCUGUGAGUUCACCCUCACCUGGAGACGCCACCAUUGUAGAGCCUGUGGGAAGGUUGUGUGUCAGGCCUGUUCAGCUAACAAACAGACUCUGAAAUAUCUGAAGAAUCAACUUGCGCGAGUUUGCGAUCUCUGCUUCUCUGCUCUGCAGCAAAAUAGUUCAGGUGAACAAGUACCCAGUAACACACCUCUGUCACCUGCUGGCAAGCCAUCUGGAGCCUUUCCCUUCAGAAAACAGAAGAAAAUACCGGCAGCCCUUAAAGAGGUUUCAGCUAACACAGACGGUUCCUCGAUGAGCGGCUACCUGGAGAGAACGAAGGCCAACAGGAAACAGUGGAAACGCUUCUGGUUUGUCAUCAUGAACAAAGUUCUGUACACUUACGCUGCCAGUGAGGAUGUCGCAGCUUUGGAAAGUCAGCCUCUUUUAGGAUUUUCUGUCCAAACAGAGAAACCAGAAUCUUCCUUGCAUUUUAAACUUUAUCACAAAAACACUCUGUACUACAUCUUCCGAGCAAGUGACAGCCAGAUCUGUGACAGAUGGAUAGAAGCGAUCCAGGAAGCCACGGUUCUCUAAACCUUGUUCGUCAGCCUGUGAAGUUUCCAGAUCAGAAGAUCAUGCAAAAGACGCAUUAAAUUUGAUUAAAUUAUAUGUGCAGUUGCUACUAUGAAGCUGUGCUCAAAAGUGUUGUGAAAUUAAUAUUUUAGUUAUUAAAUACUUCUCCAUAUCUGAUGAUGCACUUGCAUAAUAUGCUACAAAUCGUUAUAUCGCGCUGUUAUAUUUAUGCAUUAUGACAAAUACAUUGUAACC
Molecule: messenger RNA, 4292 nt
Organism: Labeo rohita (rohu)
Lineage: Eukaryota; Metazoa; Chordata; Actinopteri; Cypriniformes; Cyprinidae
Product: FYVE, RhoGEF and PH domain-containing protein 6-like
Exons: 21
Coding region: 450-4058 (1202 amino acids)
Cellular component (GO): cytoplasm
Molecular function (GO): guanyl-nucleotide exchange factor activity; metal ion binding
Source: RefSeq, a predicted model, not a curated record